GCAAAACCCCGCCUUGGCCUCGCCUACCCUUUCUCUACCUAACUUAACCUACCUAAUCCUGCCUACCGUAACUGACUCUACUCUUCGGCACCAUCUGAUCACAAUUCUUUCGCGCGACGCCUUUGUGCCAUUUUUUUUUCCCACACUGCACUACUUACACCAUCCCUCCAAGACACUACCCUCGGCCCCUACCGUAUUCGUCUACAUACCCAUUUUCUGUUUCGAGGCGAUUGAAAAUUUUGAACGAUCAACAAAGCAACCUACGAUAUUGCCCCUCCUUCAGUAUAUGACCAUCCGACCAUACUAAUCCUACGCGCUGCGGUAUAAUAAAUUCUUUUCGCCAUGGGUCAAACCCUUUCCGAGCCUGUCGUCGACAAGGCUUCUGACAAAGGAGAAGAUGACCGACUGCUGUAUGGCGUAUCUGCUAUGCAGGGAUGGCGUAUUAGCAUGGAGGAUGCUCACUGCUCCGUCCUUGACCUCUUGACACCCAAAUCCGACGAGGAAAAGAAGGUUCACCCUUCGCGAUUAUCUUUCUUCGGCGUCUUCGACGGACACGGCGGAGACAAGGUUGCUCAAUUCGCAGGCAAGAACAUAUAUGAUAUCCUUAAAAAGCAAGACACAUUUAAGGCUGGACAUUACGAGCAGGCUUUGAAGGAUACAUUCCUUGCGACUGACCGAGCGAUACUGAGCGACCCUCAAUAUGAGGAGGAGGUAUCUGGUUGUACCGCGUGCUGUAGCUUGAUUACUGCUGAGAAGAUAUAUAUUGCAAACGCUGGUGAUUCGAGAAGUGUCUUGGGUGUUAAGGGAAGAGCUAAGCCGCUAUCCUUCGAUCACAAGCCACAGAACGAAGGCGAGAAGGCGCGAAUUACUGCCGCGGGUGGCUUUGUCGACUUUGGUCGUGUCAACGGCAAUCUUGCCCUAUCUCGAGCAAUCGGAGAUUUUGAGUUCAAGAAGAGCGCCGAACUUGCACCUGAGCAGCAGAUAGUGACAGCGUUCCCAGACGUAGUUGCGCACGAAAUUAGUGACGAUGAUGAGUUUUUGGUCCUUGCAUGUGACGGUAUCUGGGAUUGCCAGUCUUCACAAGCGGUCGUUGAGUUUGUUCGAAGGGGCAUCGCCGCGAAGCAGGAGUUGGAUAAGAUUUGCGAGAACAUGAUGGACAACUGUCUGGCAUCUAAUUCGGAGACUGGCGGGGUUGGGUGUGACAACAUGACAAUGAUCAUUGUGGGCUUCUUAAGAGGCAGAAGUAAGGAGGAAUGGUACGAAGAGGUUGCCAGCCGUGUGGCCAAAGGCGACGGACCUUGUGCCCCUCCCGAAUACGCUGAAUUCCGGGGACCUGGUGUGCAUCACAAUUUCGACGAUAGUGACAGUGGUUAUGAUGUUGACAUGGAAAACAAAUCCAAAACAUUUGGGAUCGGUGGGUACAAGGGCCGCAUCAUUUUUCUUGGCGAUGGUACUGAAGUUCUCACCGACUCGGACGACACCGAGAUGUUUGACAACUCGGAAGAAGAUAAGGACCUGGCAAGUCAAGUGUCUAAGAGCUCGUCCGGCGAGGUAGAAAGUCGACUACCGCCCAGAGCGCCCUCGCCUCCCCCGCGUACGCCGAAGAAGCAAGAGGACAACCCUCAGGCAAAGCCCAGCGACCCAACCCUAAACAAUACCUCGACUGCAACUAAGAAAUUCGCAGAAGCCGUGAAGGAGGAGCCCAAAGAGGCGAAACUUGAAGCCGCCACCGCCGCCGCAUCUAAAGAUUGAUUAAGGUAUAAGUUUGUCAGGCAGGAUAGUGUUAGAAUUGCGCCCUUGGGCCUUUCAUCCCGCCGGCCUGCUAAUUAUUGGGAUUUACCCCACACACACACCCAUGAAUUAUUAGGGAUGGUUACGACAGAGCACCUGAAUGAAGAGUUUUGUUUACUUGGCACAUGAUGGAUUACCAGAAGGAAAGGGGGGGAGGAUGAGUGCUAGGGCGGAUAUUCUCCCUUAAAAGGGGGAUUAACAUGGCCAGAGACACGACACGCGAUAUGACCACUGGGGGCCACCACGUCUUGCCAACUUCAAGCACGAUUAAGGCUUGGGAGUUUUCUUGACGAACUGCAUUGGCGGCUAUUCAGAAACCUCUUGACAGCUGAGGUGUGCUCCGUAUGCUAUAAUAACCGCGAGAACACUCAUAUGCAUCAUCGAAUUCUAUAUGUUUUCUUAGGAGUGCGGAAUUAGCACGUUCAUAAAAAUGCAUUAAUGCCAUCCAGAAA
Molecule: messenger RNA, 2243 nt
Organism: Daldinia vernicosa
Lineage: Eukaryota; Fungi; Ascomycota; Sordariomycetes; Xylariales; Hypoxylaceae
Product: PP2C-domain-containing protein
Exons: 7
Coding region: 343-1752 (469 amino acids)
Biological process (GO): protein dephosphorylation
Molecular function (GO): protein serine/threonine phosphatase activity; cation binding
Source: RefSeq, a predicted model, not a curated record